CUGCGCUCCUCUGCUGCUGGAACUGUCGUCGGAUGCUGCGUCUCCCCUGUCACCGUGCUGCUCCUGCGGCCUGCGCUCUGCCUGCGCCAAUAUAUAUCCCGCAUUGGACUCUGCCGUGGGGGCGAGGGCGCUUGCGAUGCGUGGAGUCGACACGCAGGCCGGGAGCGUGGGAGCGUUCGCACGCAAGGCGGAGCGGCCUGGGCGGCGACCUCCACGGGCGCGACGCCGAUGGCGUGCUGCGAUGGGGCCUGCUGUGCUUGUCGGCGAGCGCUCAGGGGCUUGCCUCCUGACCACCACCAUCGCAACACGAGACACAGGAGCAGCUUCUCAUGUCGCACCUCAUCAGUGUGCCGCUCGGCGCAGACGGCGGCGCGAGCAGCAGCAACGUCAGCGUCGGCGCCGCCAGCCGGCCGCCGCAGCGCUUCACUCGCUCUGGGCGGCGCCUGGCGCUGCACAUCCCGAACUCAAUUCCUCGCUCGCCCGGUGCCUCGCCCUUCUCGACACGCGCUUCUUCGCCACAGCCGAGCGCGCAGCACAGCAGGCAGAGCAGCCCUGAGCGAGAGACGCGGGAAGCAGAUGCGGCGACGGCGCUGCUGGACGGGGCGGCGCACGAGCUGCGCAGCGAGCGCUCGCCAGGCUGGCUGGAGACACGGGCAAGGACCGCCGAGAGCAGUCGUGACUUCUUGGCGCGAGAACGGACGUUCCUGGCCUGGCUCAAGCUGAGCAUGACGCUGGCCGUCGUCGCUGCCACAAUGCUUUUGCGCCUUCGUCUCAAGGUGCACCCGCGGUCGGACGCGCCGUGGCAGCCCGACGAGUCUCCUCCGUCGCACUGGCACUACAGCAUCUCUGUCGUCUCGACGGCGCUAGGCCUACUCUUCUUCCUUCUGUCGCUCGCGUCGCUGGUCGUCGGCUGCGCAGACUACCUGCGCGUGGAGCGGGCGCUCGAACGCGCCGACGUCGUCCUGUCCGAGGCCGAGCGCACGCACGACCGAGCAGCUGCGGGUGGAGGCCAUAGCGGCGCCGCCGUGCGGGUUCUCACAGGCCUCAUCGCUCUCAGUGUGGGCGCCACGGCUCUCUUCCUGCUAGUGGCCGACAGCGACGCCCGCGAUACGGCUGCUUCGCACUCUGCAGCGUUUGCACACAGACUGCUGCGCACGAGCGUAUUUUGAAUCCAUGGGCGCACCGCGUAGGCAGACGAUCCGCGCAGGUGAUGUGAGGCAGACAGGUAUCGAGUGGAGAGAGAAGGUGCAGAGAGAGCGAUCACAGCAGGCCAAGGCCCAGCAGCACGGCCACGCCGAGUCCGGCCGCGCCCGCUGCUCCGGCGCGGCGUGCGGCGCCGUCGCUCGGCGCAGACGUUGGCCGCGUGGUGACGAUCGGGUUCGUCGAGAGCGUGAUGGGCGUGACGCUGCUGCUCGUCGUGCUGCUGCUGUUGGAUGUGCUGCCUGUUGUAGUUGUCGCGAUGCUGU
Messenger RNA from Tilletiopsis washingtonensis, 1466 nucleotides. RefSeq lists its product as hypothetical. NCBI's taxonomy places the organism in Eukaryota, Fungi, Basidiomycota, Exobasidiomycetes, Entylomatales. Bases 330 to 1169 code for a protein of 279 amino acids. The transcript has 3 exons. The record is from RefSeq and is a predicted model, not a curated record.